Mollisia scopiformis is the source of this 1315-nucleotide messenger RNA. RefSeq names its product oxidoreductase. The transcript is spliced from 8 exons. Bases 35 to 1315 code for a protein of 426 amino acids. Gene Ontology annotation, molecular function: oxidoreductase activity; FMN binding. NCBI's taxonomy places the organism in Eukaryota, Fungi, Ascomycota, Leotiomycetes, Helotiales, Mollisiaceae. The record is from RefSeq and is a predicted model, not a curated record.
CACAUUUAGACCGUUGAUCAGAAUUACUGGUAGUAUGUCUACAAAAAUGGAGAAACAGAAUCCCCAAUCAGUCCAUGGUACCGAAAAGCACCGAAAGUAUGGAGCCUUUCAAAAUGAACUCUACAGAGCGGGCAUGUUUCAUCAUUGUCUACCAGUGGUGACCACCGAUCCCCGCAAGUUGGAGGAACAGGCAAAAGGUGCCAUGAAACCAACAGCUUACAACUAUGUGGCUGGUGGAGCGGGAGAAAGAGCAACAAUGGAUGCAAACAGGCUGGCAUUCCGCCAAUGGAAACUUGUGCCUCGAAUGCUGAGACCAACUACUCAUCGAGAUCUUACCAUCAAGCUGUUUGGUGAGACAUAUGAAAGUCCCAUUCUUAUGGCACCGAUAGGUGUACAAACAAUCUUUCAUAAAGACAAAGAGACUGGGCUCUCGGAGGUCUGUUCGGAGAUCGGGGUCCCAUACGUUCUGAGUACAGCAUCGAGCUCGUCCAUCGAAGAAGUGGCGAAAGCGAAUGGGAAAGGACCCCGAUGGUAUCAAUUAUACUGGCCACAAGACGACGACGUCACAAUAUCGUUGCUGAAGCGUGCAAAAGCAAAUGGCUAUAAAGUUCUUGUGGUAACCCUCGACACAUGGGCUUUAGCAUGGAGACCUGCGGAUUUGGAUGGAGCUUAUAUUCCUUUCAUGAAGGGAGUCGGCAACAGAAAUGGCUUCGCAGAUCCAGUUUUCAGGGAGAAAUUCCGGAAGAAGUUCAAUGCAGAGCCCGAGGAAAGGGUCACCGAGGCCUCUGAAGAGUGGAUUGGUGAUGUCUUCUCCGGUGCUGCUCAUUCCUCGGACGAGAUUGCACUGCUGAAGAAACACUGGGAUGGUCCUAUUGUACUAAAGGGUAUUCAGCACCCAGAAGAUGCCAAGCUAGCUGUUGAGCAUGGUUGCGAUGGAAUCGUGGUGAGCAAUCACGGGGGUCGACAACUCGAUGGAGCUGUGGGAUCAUUGGAAAUGCUUCCCGAAAUCGUGGAAGCUGUAGGUGACAAGCUUACCGUCAUUUUCGACAGUGGCAUCCGAACAGGUGUGGAUGUCAUCAAGGCUCUGUCACUUGGAGCAAAGGCGGUCUUCGUAGGUAGACCUGCGAUCUAUGGCCUAGCCAUCGGAGGGAAGCAAGGAGCGAAGCAGGUCUUACAAGGUAUACUAGCAGAUGUUGACCAGUCAAUGGGACUUGCCGGUAUUGUGAACAUUGCUGGCUGCAAUCGAUCGAUGCUUCGAAGAUAUGCCAAGAGAGCCAAAGUGUAUGAGUGGGAGAUUGCCUUUGAUAUCAUAUAA